Molecule: messenger RNA, 4488 nt
Organism: Peromyscus leucopus (white-footed mouse)
Lineage: Eukaryota; Metazoa; Chordata; Mammalia; Rodentia; Cricetidae
Gene: Stx1b
Product: syntaxin 1B
Exons: 10
Coding region: 254-1120 (288 amino acids)
Biological process (GO): exocytic insertion of neurotransmitter receptor to postsynaptic membrane; intracellular protein transport; vesicle fusion
Cellular component (GO): SNARE complex; plasma membrane; endomembrane system
Molecular function (GO): SNAP receptor activity; SNARE binding
Source: RefSeq, a predicted model, not a curated record
CGCAUCCCUCCAUCCAACCCUGUGCCGCAGCCGCAUCGCCACCGCAGCCCAGGCAGAGCCCAGUCGGCCCAGGCCCCUGUCUCUGCCUGGCCUCAGCUCCCCGCCCCCCCCCUGCCGCCGCGCACCUUACCCCCACAUCCCUCGGAGGUCCAGUCCGGUGCCCCCAGACCCCGGCCUCCAGCACAGAGGCAGGAGGCAGAGAGAAGCAGCGGAGGCGGGAGGACGAAGAAGGGGAGGAGGAGCCCGUCGCAGGAUGAAGGAUCGGACUCAGGAGCUGCGGAGUGCAAAAGACAGUGAUGAUGAAGAGGAGGUGGUCCAUGUGGAUCGGGACCACUUUAUGGAUGAGUUCUUUGAACAGGUGGAAGAGAUCCGAGGCUGCAUCGAGAAACUGUCCGAGGAUGUGGAACAGGUGAAGAAACAGCACAGUGCCAUCCUGGCCGCCCCCAACCCGGAUGAGAAGACUAAACAGGAGCUGGAGGACCUCACGGCAGACAUCAAAAAGACGGCAAACAAGGUCCGGUCCAAGUUGAAAGCGAUCGAGCAGAGCAUUGAGCAGGAAGAAGGGCUGAAUCGUUCCUCCGCAGACUUGCGCAUCCGCAAGACCCAGCACUCCACACUCUCGCGGAAGUUCGUGGAGGUAAUGACCGAGUAUAAUGCAACCCAGUCCAAGUACCGGGACCGCUGCAAGGACCGCAUCCAGCGGCAGCUGGAGAUCACUGGCAGGACUACCACCAAUGAAGAGCUGGAAGACAUGUUGGAAAGCGGGAAGCUGGCCAUCUUCACUGACGAUAUCAAGAUGGACUCACAGAUGACAAAGCAGGCACUAAAUGAGAUUGAGACAAGGCACAACGAGAUCAUCAAACUGGAGACCAGCAUCCGAGAGCUGCACGACAUGUUUGUGGACAUGGCCAUGCUGGUGGAGAGCCAGGGCGAGAUGAUUGACCGCAUCGAAUACAACGUGGAACAUUCCGUGGACUAUGUGGAACGAGCCGUGUCCGACACCAAGAAAGCUGUGAAAUACCAGAGCAAGGCGAGGAGGAAGAAAAUCAUGAUCAUCAUUUGCUGUGUGGUGCUGGGGGUGGUCUUGGCGUCGUCCAUUGGGGGGACACUGGGCUUGUAGGCCCCCCCUACCCUCCUCUUCCCUUGGUCCCUCCCCACACAUCGGGAGCAAUACCCCCCACCACCCUUUCACUCUCCCCUGCUCCAAGCUCACUCCCAAAACAGACCCAGGCAGUUCCAGCUCCUCUCGCCCUCCUGCCGACCCUGGAGUCCCUGGCUCUCACCUUGCCAUGGGCCCCACCUCCACCUUGCCGCACAUAGAUAGCAGCAGGCGUGAUCACACAUGCACACCAACAUGCAUGCCGCGGGCACAUGCUCAAGACGUGUGGACACCCCAGCGUGUGUGUGUACUUGUGUAGAUGUAUGUAGAUCCCUUGACCCCCUUCUUGCUGCCACGUCUGUCCUGUGUGUGGUCCUGACCUUUCCUCUCUACCCGGUUGCUGUGCAGACUGCAGCCAAGUAUAACACAGCAGCCCACCAUGCCCUAAACUGUCUUCAGUGAAUAGACAUAUGUGUAGUACAAAGGUGUGUGUGUGUGUGUGUGUGUGUGUGUGUGUGUGUGCUUGUGCUCGCUCGCGUGCGUGCGUGCGUGCGUGCAUAGAUCUGUGGCCAUAUAAUGUGUGUACAUGGAGUUUUGUAAGUGUGAAAACCCAAUGCAAAAGCAAUUCCUCUACUGACCUUCUCUCCUGUCUGCUACCUUUGGAGUGGGAGGUGUGUGUGUGGAUAAUCCACAUUCUCAAAGGAUCCAGGGAGGCCCAGAGACCAUGGCACACGUCUUAUGGAAUGGAGAACAAACUCACAGAAUCUCCUGGCUCCGUUACUGCCAGGGGGUUGUAUCAUGUCCUGGGGACUCACUGCCCCUGCCUGUGUGUGUGUGUGUGUGUGUGUGUGUGCGCCUUGGAGUUCAGGGGAGGCAAGUGGAAGCCUGUGUGUAAAUGAUAAACAACUUGGCUUAGUUUGUAUGAAUGUGUACUUUCCCUAACAGAUCACGUAAAGGGCUUGCUCACAAGACUCUCUCCCUCUCCCUCCCUCCCUCUCUCCCUCCCUCCCUCUCUCCCCCCCUUCUCUCUGUGUGUAUAGUGUUGAUAGUUUUCUGUUUAGACAGAGCCAUUUGGGCUGUGAAUCAGACACUAGUUUCGGGUGGGUAUAGAUACCUGUUUCUAAGCUACCCGGAAUACCUGUGUGUGCCCACACGUGCAUCCUUAGGGACUUUCUGCCUGUUUCUUCUUCUUCUUCUUCUCCUUCUCCUCCUCCUCCUUCUUCUUCUUCUUCUUCUUUUCUUCUUCUCCUUCUUCUUCUCCUCCUCCUCCUCCUCUUCUCCUCCUCCUCCUUCUCCUCACAUGCACACACUGUCUUUAAGGACAUGCUUCCCAGGUUUGUUUCCUCACACUUAGUUGCCCCCUCCCUCUCCUCAGAACAGCAGCCACACACACUGCUCCGUCAGGAGUGUGCAAAGUGAUACUUCUCCCCUCGCCAGACCGUCUGACAGGGGAACACACCAAGUCUCACCUUUCUGGUUCUCCUGAUAGCAGUACUGAGCCUUGGACAGCUGGCACAUCCCAGUGUGUUCACAAAUGCCGAGGCCGAGGAAGUUCCAGAAAGGUGGCCACACCUAGGUGCUGGGGCCUCACACAUGGACAGCAUGGUGCCCAUCCUGGGCCACACCCAUUUGCACAUAAACUGUCCCCUGGGAGGAGUGUGGCGGGCCUAAGGAGGGUAGAUGUCAAGGGCUGCUCCAGGCAGGCGGGAAACCGUGGCAUUUCCCCUUCCUGCCUCUCAAACUCGCCCCAGAAGCUAUUGUCUGUCCUCACUGCCAUAGCUGAUGCUCUGGACUCUUCCUCAAGAGACUUGGGCAGCUCGGGCAGCUGGAUCUCACACAUACCUGAGUGGCUACUUUGGGCCAUCCUUGAAUCUGUCCCUUGGACACGUAUACUGCUGAAACAUCAGCUGUGGCCACUACCACAGCUGACUGACAGGGAGGGCGAGGCGAAGCGACUGUUCUCUGGUGGUGAGGAAUGGAGGAACCCCUUCCAUUGUGUGGACGUUCUGUGGGUUCUCUGGGAACAGGCAGGCGGUACAUGGGACAAAGAUAGUGCUAGAAGUCCUGUGAACAUUAGGUGGCACACAGAGGUGCGUGUGCCCUGCCCUGGAGCAGGGUAGCCGUGUGAAGUGUAUGUGUACACACGUGCACGCAGGACUGGGAGACCCAGGAAAGGAAGAGACCCUGCAAAUAUGCCUUCCCGGAUGAAAUCUUCUCAACAAGCCCUGACAGCUGAUCUCUCUCUUGCCUGGAUGUUUGAGCUCCGCCCACCUGACGUGUGUGUGUGUGUGUGUGUGUGUGUGUGUGUGUGUGUGUGUGUGUGUCCACAUGUAUGUAACCCCCAGGUUAGCUGUGCUGAGGAGGGAGCCUGCCUCUCCAUUUCCAGAAUACUCUUUGGUAGGACAGGAGUCCGCCCAGAGCCUCCUGCCGCCAUCCUUGGCUUCUUUGGAGACGUCAGAGGAGGCCCCAGCUUCCAUCCCCUUUCCCUUCAGACCAGCCAGGACUCCUUUUAACCCAGGUGUCUCUAGCAGCCUCCCUGACACCCCCGUCGUGGUGUUCACAAGGACAGGACUGUGGCUGGCAUGCUGCUUCUGCCUCUUUGACUGGCACUGGGCCUCAAGCGGAUCAGCAGCCCCUGAGAGUCUGCUGUAACCCAGCUUUCUACAAGACCCACACAUCCCGCGAUGGACGUGCUUACUGACCGCUGUCCAUGUGCGUCCUGGAUGACUGUCUGGGGGCUGGGGUCUCUUGCAUGUUCUCAGAUAAGUGUGUGCCGCCUGCCCUCCACACACCUACAGCCGACACGCCCGAGUGUGCCCCUUGGCGGUCCUAGGCCCACGCCAGGACUCAGUGCUUCCACCGUCCCUUCCUCGCCUCUCACAAAGCACACCGUGUGUCCGUCUCAUGUGCCCGUGGGUCGUCACGCUCCUGUCAUGCCUUGGGCGUGUACACAUGAUGUGUUCUAUGCACUCACCCUGCCCCGCCCACCUCCCGGAGAACGAGAUGGUUGGUCCCCCCGCCCCUCCCCCGCCUCUCCCGAUGCCCCGCUGUGCAGCUGUGUGCGUUGGUGUGUGUUCCUGUGUUGCUGGCGUGUCACGUGAUGUAGCCAUGUUUGCUGACAUGAGCCCUUGCCCCCUCCUCUUUUUCUCCAUUGGUUUCUAGAACUCUCUCCCUCCCCUCCCCUGAGGGGACAGGACUCCUGGGGCCUGGCCACCCUCCCGUCAGCCUUCAGUCUUAUUUCUCUCUAUUGGUGACCAAGUUGCAAAUGGAUAAAAUACAGGAAACUCUGACCCCUGCCCCAGACCUGCAUGUCCUGUCCUCAGAGUCCCGGAACCCCACCCUGGGCCAGGUUGGGCCUGCUGGGACGGGAGAAAUAGUAACUAAUCCGA